Messenger RNA from Anas platyrhynchos (mallard), 5641 nucleotides. It is a transcript of the gene HMGXB3, whose product is annotated as HMG-box containing 3. Lineage: Eukaryota; Metazoa; Chordata; Aves; Anseriformes; Anatidae. The record is from RefSeq and is a predicted model, not a curated record.
GCGGUUCCCGGCAGCACUUCCGGUGGCGGCGGGAGGCCGCUGAGGGCCCGGUGCGGCCUCGCCUCGCCCCCGCUCCCGGCCCGGGCCCAGGCCCCGCUCCCGGCCCCACCAUGCGGGGCCCUCCCGGCCCUCCCCGCCGCCUGCCCGCAGCCCCGCCGCCUCCUCCCGCUCCCCCGGCUGCGAUGUGACCGCCGCCGCCCGCAAUGGAGGCUCCCUACGAUGGCACCGAGGUAACCGUGGUGAUGGAGGAAAUAGAGGGCGCCUACACCUACGCGUCGCCCGUGCCUUCCAAGAAGAAGAAGAAAUACAAAAGCCCCGGUGAUCAUGGAGAAAAAGCCAAAAAGCCCAGAUCCGCUUACCUCUUGUACUACUAUGACAUUUACUUGAAAGUACAGCAAGAGCUGCCCCACCUCCCUCAAUCCGAAAUCAACAAAAAGAUCAGCGAGAGCUGGAGGCUGCUCAGCGUGGCUGAUAAAAGCUAUUAUUUGGAGAAAGCCAAGCUAGAGAAAGAGGGACUGGACCCGAACUCCAAGGUGUCCACUCAGACUGCAGUAGUUCCAGACAUUCCAGGUUUCCGUAAGAUUCGUCCUCGUUCAAAUGUUGUAAUUAUUCCCAAAACCACUCUUCAGGAGGACCGGAGCCGGCAGCCACUGGAACUGUGUGUGACGCAGGGUCAGGCAGCGCCCAAAGGCUUGACAGCUUCCCCCAAUAUCGCAAACGUCCCCCGUGAUGCUGUGCAGAACAUCCUUUCUGUGGACUCGAGCCACCUUGGCAUUUCCGAGCAGUGCAUCGCCAUCGAAGGACUGUCAGAAGAGACGGCUUCCUUUGCUCAGGCAGAGGCUGUGGAAGAAGUGGUGGCGUCGGAGGUUCUCUCUCACUACGUUGGGCCCGUGACAGAUAAAGUGGCUGGAGAUGUCCUCCUGGAUGAGGCUUCUUUGGAAGUAGAAGGGCAGCCCUACCAGACGACUCGGGUCGUUAUUGAAGAGACUCUAGUUAGCAGCUCCACGGACAUCUCCAAUGGGAGCAUCGCUGUGGCCCGUCCCCAGGUCUCAGAUGGUGUGUCUGUGGUGACCGUGGUGACCGGGAGGGAUACGGAAGAGAGCACCUCCUCCACACCUGCUACACAGUUCAUUAUGGUACCUUUACCAGCUCAUUCCGUUGUGGAGAACCCAACAUCAAUUAAAUUGACAACCACCUAUACUCGCAGGGGACACGGGAAUUGUACCAACCCUGGCUGCUCCUUCACUUAUGUCACCAGACAUAAGCCACCAAAAUGCCCAGCAUGUGGGAACUUCCUGGGAGGGAAAUGGAUCCCGAAGGAAAAGCAACCAAAAGUCAAAUCUGAGCCGAAUUCAGGCACUUCUCUGAAAACUCCAGCAACCAAAAGAGGUCAGCAGUCGGUGCUCACAGAACCGGCAGCUGUUUGUGAGAGCACCUCGAAGUCUGCCCUGGAAAGCUCUGAAGCGGUCAGCCAGCUGCUGAAUGCUGUGCCUGCUGGAGGGCAGAUGCAGGAGACGGAGUGGGAGGAAGUGAUCGUCUCUGAGGCUCACAUUCUUGCCAACAGUGUGCUUGCUGAAGACAGAGGGACUGCUGCAGGAGGAAGGGUUGGUCAAGAGAGCCAGCCACAAGGAGACUCUUCUACAGAGCAGGCAGAAAAAGACAGUGUAGGGCUGGGAGUGCCACCGUCUUCUGAGGUGCUGAGUCCAAAUACCUCUGCAAAAAAGCCAGUGGGAAUUGAUGCUCCAGCUGCUGCACACAAAGGGCAAGAAGUAAAGAGUAAACCAAGACCGAAGCCCUCCUUGCUGGCUGCAGCAAGGCCCAUGCGAGCAAUUCUGCCCGCACCAGCCAGCGUGGGGAGAGAAGCCAGCACUGAGCAGGCUAGCAAGAGACAGGCGUUUGCAAAUACUGACAAGCAUCCCCCUGUGAGAACGUCAGGCUUGAAGCCCAGUACGCUGAAACAAUUGGGUCAGGCAGUUCUGCAGCCACCAAGUGCUGAGGAGCAAAAGCUUCACAGCACUUUGCCCAACAGUGCAUCGCAGGUUAAAGUAGUGGAGGUCAAGCCAGAUGUGUUCCCUUCCUACAAGUACAGCUGCACUGUAACUUUGGAUUUGGGACUGGCAACGUCACGUGGCAGAGGGAAAUGCAAGAACCCCUCUUGUAGUUAUGUGUACACAAACAGGCACAAGCCACGAAUCUGUCCAAGCUGUGGCUACAAUCUUGCCAAAGACAGAGCUGAGAAAACAGCAAAAUCCCUGGAGGUCAGUCCAGGCCAGUCUGAUGUGCUGAACACCAGCGAGCCCUUAACCCCAUCCCAGAAAGAGAUCCAGCGCCAAUCCACCCUGCAGUUGCUGCGCAAAGUAAUGCAGAUCCCUGAGAAUGAAUCAGAACUGGCCGAGGUCUUCACGCUCAUCCACGAACUGAACAGCUCACGGCUCAUCCUGUCCAACGUGAGUGAGGAGACGGUCACCAUAGAGCAGACCUCCUGGUCAAACUACUAUGAGUCUCCAUCUGCGCAGUGCCUCCUCUGUAACAGCCCAUUGUUCAAAGGGGGACAGAAUUCUCUUGCUGGUCCUCAGGAGUGCUGGCUGCUGACAGCGAAUAGGUUACAGGUGGUUACAGCUCAGGUCAAAGUGUGCUUGAACCUGCAGUGUCUGGCCCUCCAUAGCUUCAUGGAUAUUUAUACAGGCCUUUUUAAUGUGGGCAACAAGUUGCUAGUGAGCCUGGAUCUUCUGUUUGCAAUCCGAAACCACAUUAAACUUGGAGAGGAUCCCGGAGUGGCUGUUGGCAAUAUUCUGAACUCCGUUCAGGAGCAAACUGAAAAAAGCCUGAGCUCUGAUGAGCAGGCUCAGCUCCAGGAACUGCUGUGCAAUGGCUACUGGGCCUUUGAGUGCCUCACUGUCCGGGAUUACAAUGACAUGAUCUGUGGAAUCUGUGGCAUAACCCCCAAGGUGGAGAUAGCCCAGAGGAAUGUGGAAAAUGUCCUGGCAUUGAAAAACAUAGAGUUUACUUGGCCAGAAUUCUUGGCAUCAAGUGAAGUGAAUGUGGAAGACUUCUGGUCCACAAUGGAGACAGAAGUGAUUGAGCAGGUGGCUUUUCCUUCUAGUAUCCCCAUCACAAAGUUUGAUGCCUCUAUUGUUGCUCCUUUCUUCCCUCCACUGAUGAGAGGAGCAGUGGUGGUCAAUUCUGAGAAGGACAAGAACCUGAAUGCGCAGCCAGUGCCAGGUAAUGGGAGUGCCUUGGUGAGGCUACUUCAGGAAGAAAACUUGAGGCUCGAGAUGAUAAACUCCUACAGCGAGGAAGAGCUGCAGAGCUUUUUGACACAGUGUGACAUCCCCUGGGAGGCUUCAGAUACAAAGAAACAGCUCUGUUACUCCCUCCUGGCUCUCUACAGCUUUGUCCAGAACGGGACAAGCAUCAAACAAGCUUCUGCUCAUCACACAGGAGGCAAAGUCUACAAAGUGUGCCCGCAUCAGGUUGUGUGUGGCUCAAAGUACAUAGUAAGAGGAGAAAGCGCACGGGAUCACGUGGACCUGUUGGUUUCCUCACGUCAUUGGCCUCCAGUGUAUGUUGUCGAUACGGCCUCUUCGGUGGCGCUGUGUGCAGACAUCUGCUAUCCUGACCUGGCUUCCCAGAUGUGGGGCAAAAACCAGGGCUGCUUCUCUGACCCUAUGGAUCCUCCAAUGUACGUGUCCUGCCCUGAGCUGUUAGACCAGCACUACAGCGUAGACAUGACUGUGGCUGAGCACUCCGUUCAGCACCCAAUCACCAAGUCAGCAGCACGCCGAAUUGUUCACGCCGGUUCGGAGCAGAACAGUCACCAAGAUCCAACAUCUCAGCACCACUGCAUCUCCCUGUGCCGGGAGCUGGAGCCUUACAGCGCCAUCAUUGCCGCCAUCAGUGACAGCAAAACUAGCAACGUCCGCCAAAGGCCCAUCACCUUUGAGAAUGCCACGCAUUAUUACCUCUACAACCGCCUCAUGGACUUCCUCACCAGCAGGGAAAUCGUGAAUCGGCAGAUCCAGGAGAUCGUGCAGAGCUGCCAGCCGGGGGAGGUGGUGAUUCGGGAUGCUCUCUACCGGCUCGGAGUGGCCCAGAUUAAAACAGAAACGGAAGAGGAUGAAGAAGAGAAGCAGGAGGAUGAUAAAGACAUUGCUGAGUAACGAAACAACUUGGUUUCUCUUUCUGGUUGUGUGGACGGGUGGGCUGGGCCAGCUUCUGCAAGGUUUGGGCAGCUGUCUGGCUUGAGAAUUUAUUUUUACAGGUUGGAGGUGUGAUACUGGUGGCUUUGACUGCUGUUAAUGACCAAAGAGCUGUGUGCUUCCAGUGUGUCACAAGUGCUGCUGUGAGUGGGUCUGCCAUGCUCCUUGCUGAAGGCUGCAGUUCCCUUCCAAGGUGUGCAGUGGACUCACUCUUCAGCUCUGUGAAAUGUCCUCCCUGCCGCUGGUGAGUGGAGAAGCAAGAGGUGUUUCUGGUAGCAGGGAGUACGCGUGGUCAAGCGCACAGGUUUCUUAAUUCUGAAUCUUGCUUGCUGAUUUCUUUGUGCAUAUUGGUGGCAGGGCUGGGGCUGUGGAAGCAGGCACGAAAGGCGGACAGCUAAGGAUUCUCCUCAAAAAGUUCAAAACAGAUGAAUUUAGGACACUGAUUCCUGCUUGGAAAUCCUGCAGAGCUCUCGUGUUGGCUGCUAAGAGUCCUUAGUUGAGGAGGAGGAGCCACCACGCAGCUUUAAGAUGCCCUCUAAGGGGAGCCUCUCUGGAGGCUGUCUUAUAUCCAGGAUGGUGAUUUGGCUGCAAGUUUCUGGAAUUAUUUGUUCCCUCACGUGAGCACUAAUAAUUUAGAAGCUGAAACACAUAGCGAGUGAAGGGUGUUCUGUGUGCUAAGGUAAGAGUUGAUCGGGUGAGCUAAUCGGGUGGUUAUGGAAACAGGAAGGAUAUUCACAUUUCUAUGCUGUCCUCCUGGACACUUUUAUUUUUUUAGUUUUGUUUUGUUUGAGGACUUGAAUUUCUGUUAUUCUCUUAGAACUGAAUCACAGAGACAGUUUGUGGGAUCAAGGAGAAGCAAUGAAUGCAGGGUCACCAGAGUGAGCAGAGCUCUGCAGUCCUCCCUUACAGGAGGCCCUGGGUGAGUUGCAUCCACGCGUGCAAUCGCAGCACUCUGUCAAGUGUCAUAUUUGCCCUGCCUGUGUCCACACAGCCCUUGUGGUUUAGAGGAGCCUCUUGCUGCCCAGGUUGCUUUCUCUGCUCCUACAGCAUGUCUAAAGAACACUUUAGGCUCUGGUUUUAAUGCUGCGCGUUGCCUGCUGUGAAGCUGUUGCAGGCAACAAAGCUGAAGAACACUUCUGCUGUAAUCUGGAGAGGAGGGGGAUGUUGGACUGCUAAAUUGCCAUCCAGGGAGUUUAUUUUGUCUGAGUGAGCAGUGGGGAAGAUUCAGAGGCUUGUGGUGUGGUUGAAAACUCCCUUCUGUGAAGGGGAACUUAUUGAGUACCGUACUGUAAAAGUAAAUGUAUUAAGUCUGAGCAAAUGCAGUAAUUACGGCUUGGGGUUUUUCUGUUAAGAAUAUUAACUUAUUAUAAGAGAUGUUAGUGACUUUUUCAGUCAGUGAUAAAAUUUAAUAAAUUAUCUCCAAUUUUGGGGGUGAAACUGUG